GUUUUCCAGUAAUGCGUUGGCUUACCCAAAACCACUUCUGUAUAAUGAUUCAUUCCUGGAGCAGAAAGCAAGACUAAAUGAUUAUCAGCAAUUCAUCAAAAUUGCUGAAAAAAAUCCAGAGAUGUCUUUCAGGAAAGAUCCAAAGUUCAAUUUUUCUUCAUGUCCCCCAUUCAUUGCAAGGAAAACUACAGGAGUCGAACUGGUCCACUCAGUACUAUCAGCCUACAAUACAGAUCGUCAUGACUAGUGCCAAUAUUAACAAUACGGAAUAUGAACGCUUGAGGAAUUAUCAUAUGCCGUAUGGAUUCUUUUAUAGAAAGAAACUCCAGUUUAAAAAUCUUUUCAAAAUACUGAAACUCUUUUCCAAAGAGGAAUCGAUAUUGGGUUUCGAGAAAAAUGAAAGGCCUCAAUGUGUAAGUUGUGCUGUCGUAGGUAAUGGAGGAAUUCUGAACGGAUCGGGAAUGGGCAAGGAAAUCGAUGAUCAUGACGUGGUCUUCAGAGUGAACCACUGUGUCAGGAGAGGCUAUGAGGAUGACGUGGGUAACCGUACAACACACUACGUGUUCAUGCAUCGGUCCCUUAUGCACACAAACCAAUCUGAUAUACCGACUGACAAGGGUAUCAAGUGGGUUUUCCUGCCUUGUGAAUUACAUGACUAUGAAUACAUCACAGAAGUGGCCAAGGGAUCCAACCCGAAGCAGAAGCUGAAAGCUAAGGCUACAGACAUCAGGCUGCUGCACCCAGACUUUGUCAGAUACAUUCACAAAAUAUGGAUGCGUACAAAGUCAUUCCGACCGACUACGGGUGCAAUGAUGUUCUUUACGGCUCUACAUACAGGAUGUGAUUCUCUCAGUGUUUAUGGCAUGGGAUACAACAAGAAAUAUACAGGAUAUUACUACGAUAGCAAGUUCAGUGCCUAUAGGAAUACUUCAGCAAGCCAUGAUUUUCGAAGAGAGGUCGAGAUAAUCAAAGAAUUAGACCAAGCUGGUGUCAUCAAGUGGUACAAGAGGGACGUCCCUGAAUUUUUAUGAUAGUCAUUAUCAGAGAGAUUCCCGAUUGUAAACAUGCUGUAACCUUUCAAACAUCAUGGAAUACCAUCUGCUUGUGGUAAGCUUUCAGUUGAGAGUCUGCAUGGAAGCAGUCUGUGAGUUUCAUCAGACAUUCGUCGUAGAUGGCGUACUUGCUGAUGCCUGUGCUGAUGCAGCGCAACGAAUCGUAAACAGCCCGGCGCACACUUUCUUAACGAUCCGACGACGACGCGAUUUUCGAAAUAUGAAAGUUCGAAAAAAAAGUCAUAUUAUUUAUAGUUCUGCAAGCAUUGUGGUCGAAGUAAAGUCCAAAUCGACUUCAAGUCGCAGCCGAUAAUGAUGUCAUAACGAUUUCGAAUUGAAUUUACAUUUAUCCCUACUUGGAGGCUCGAAACAGACUGGAAUAACGAUUUUAAAUUUCAUCCCAUUAUUCAGAACUUCGAUCGUUCAGAAAUUAUAAGUUGAAAUGUUUAUAUCAAAUGCUAUUAUAAUUUCUUUUUAAACCAUAUCGCAACGGAUCGUGUAGCGUAUUGUGCUUUAACUUUAUUUAUUAAAUAUUUUUGAGCCAACUGAAAUCCUAGCCUCGUUCACAAAAUGUGACAAAACGCAACACUUUAGAUUGCGUUUCGUUUCCGAAGGCGCUUAAAUUCUUCAUGUGACAGUAUUAUAUAUAUAUAAAGGGUCGUUUUUUAUGGGACGCACGGUAUAAUUUGUUUUUUGUAAUGUGUUUCAUGAAACUUGGCCAUAAGGGUAAUCAAAUAUUACUGAACAUCCUGCCUGAGCUUCAAGUCACAUGACUAAGGUCAAAGGUCAUUUAGGGUCAAUGAAACUUUGGCCAAGUUGGGGUAUUUGUUGAAUUACCAUCAUAACUUUGAAAGUUUAUGGAUUUGAUUCAUAUAAAUUGGACAUAAGAGUAAUCAAGUAUCACUGAACAUCAUGUACAAGUGUCAGGUCACGUGACCAAGGUCAAAGGACAUUCUAGGUCAAUGAACUUUGACCAAGUUGGGGGUAUUUGUUGAAUUACCAUCAUAACUUUGAAAGUUUAUGGGUCUGAUUCAUAUAACUUGGACAUAAGAGUAAUCAAGUAUCACUGAACAUCCUCUUCGAGCUUUAGGUCACAUGACCAAAGUCAAAGGUCAUUUUAUUUUAUUUUUAUUUUUAAUAAGGUCAAUGAACUUUGGCCAUGUUGGAGGUAAUUUUUUAAUUUCUGUCAUAACUUUCAAAGUUUAUGGAUAUAGUUUAUGAAAUGUGGACAUAGGGGUAAUCAAGUAUCACUGACAAGUCUUAGGUCACAUGAUCAAGGCCAAAUGUCAUUUAGGGUCAAUGAACGUAAUAUUGUAUCAUUAUAUGAAUGGUGUUUUUGUGAAUAAUUAUUUCAUAGUAGUUUUCAAAGUCAGCACUGCUGCUAUAUCGAUUCGCGUAAUGCAGGUGAGACUGCCAGAGGCGCUCCACUUGUAUAAUAAAAAAAUGUAUUUAGAAUGCCAAAAAUCCAGGUCGCAUUUGGAGGUAAUUAUUAAAUUGCUGUCAUAUCUUUAUAAGUUUAUGGAUAUAGUUUAUGAAAUGUGGACAUAGGGGUAAUCAAGUAUCACUGACAAGUCUUAGGUCACAUGAUCCAGUGUAUUUUGGAACCAGAUAUGAAUAACAUAAUUAUGUUGCGUUUGGUGAGCUGAAAGUGGGCUAUUAUAGUAUGUGUAGAAUUUGUGGCGCACAUGGGGUGGGGGUGAUGGUUUUGAACAUGUCCAAAUCCUUUAUGCGUGGAUAUAUUAUCAAUCAUAAAAGAUGGCAAUGGAUACACAGGCUUUUUGGUUUUGUUUUGUAUUCAAAUUGUGCUUAUUUCAUGGAUUGUAUUGUGGUUGAUAAUGGGCGUUUUUUAGAGAGAGGUAGUGGUUUGAAGCUAUGUUAGGAUGCUGAGGAUAAGAUCAGGUUUCACUGCCCAUGUAAUCAUUAAUUAAAGAGCAAAGAACGUUUAGCUGGAAAAAGGACAGUUGUUGAUCAAAAAAUUUGGGUGGUGAGAGGAUGCAUUGCCCAUACAGGGCAUACAUCCUCUCACCUUGUGUUUUUUCAGAUUGGAAGUGAAAGUUGGGGUAGUUAGUGUACUCACUUUAGUUGGAGAUGUUUAUGUGUGGAUGUGUCCGAAGUCCUACCCUGCCUGCUAAGUGCGAAGUUAGUGGUGGGCGCAUGGGCGAGGAUCGGCCGAGGCAGGUGCGCGCGCCUGCCCAAUCGCCUAGCCCUAGCUUAAACAAAUUCCAAUCUUAUCAACUAGAAACUUUCACUACAGGAUAAUUUUUGACCGCUUUUUCUGGUAGUGAUAUCAGAUUUUAACGAUAUUAAGUGCUUUCUGAGAUAUACGACCGUCCACGAAAUAUGGUCACGCGCGAAGUAAGGUCACACGACCAUAUAUACUUUUCACUUACCCAUCACCCUGAAUAAUACGGCGAACAAUGUCAAUGAUGACCCACAUAUGCGAUAUGCAGUGUGCACAUACCGUAUGUGAUGCACUAAAUAUAGCUGCGUUUUCUUUUCCGAAUAUUUCCGAAUAAAAAACAUGUACGAUGAUCAAAACGAACAAGAUAAUUCUCAAAUCGGAAAGUACCCGAGAGCAACAAAACCUCUGUACCCGGGGGACGUUGUUUACACUAUGAGAAAAGCUACUAAAAACAACAACGCGUGAGUAUUCAUUGAAAAUAAAGAAUAAUAAGUUAGUUGCUAUUGAUACCCAUUCUUUUGUACGCACAGAUAUCGCCCAACGAUGAAACUUAAACCGGCUUUACGAGUUUUCUUGGACAAUCAUGUUGUGCAUCUUUGAAAGGAAGUGGCUCCCCCCCGAACGUAUUAUGGUACAGGGGUCAAAAAACGUCAUCAAUCACGUGACAUAUAAUAAAAAACCGUAUUUUCUUUGUAAUCAGUUUCAACUUUUUUAAUUUCAAGUCAGUGAUAUGUUAGUUAAACCAUUAAGUGUUGUAUCCAUGUAUUUCCCCUAAAAAUGAAAAAUGCCAACAUAAAAAACGAGCGUUAUUUAGUGACGACAAAGAUUCUGGUAACGAAAGUAUAUGAAAUAUUCCGAAAAAGCUUAAGAUUUGAAGAGCGCCGCACGCGGCGUUCCAGGAACAGAGCGUCAAGACCAAAUGUCAUUUAGGGUCAAUGAACGUGGUAUCUACAUGUAUCAUUAUAUGAAUGGUGUUUUUGUGAAUAAUUAUUUCAUAGUAGUUUUCAAAGUUAGCACUGCUGCUAUAUUGAUUCGCGUAAUGCAUGUGAGACUGCCAGAGGCGCUCCACUUGUAUAAUAAAAGAAAUGUAUUUAGAAUGCCAAGAAUUUGAAUUGAAAUGAUUUAUCAUGUAAUUAUUUGUAUUAUGUUGAAGAAUGAAAAUAAAUUGAAUUGAAU
Molecule: messenger RNA, 4410 nt
Organism: Lytechinus pictus (painted urchin)
Lineage: Eukaryota; Metazoa; Echinodermata; Echinoidea; Temnopleuroida; Toxopneustidae
Product: alpha-N-acetylgalactosaminide alpha-2,6-sialyltransferase 1-like
Exons: 6
Coding region: 78-1031 (317 amino acids)
Molecular function (GO): sialyltransferase activity
Source: RefSeq, a predicted model, not a curated record